UUGCCUUAUCCAUAAUCCAAUCAUUCUAAUUAAGUUUCACUAUGGAUUGUAAUGUUGUUAUAUUAGGCUAAAGAAUUCUUCCCUUAAAGCAAAGCCAUAUUUAUUUUCUUUGGUCAAUUACCAUUUUUUUUUCUUUACAUAUAUUUUUAUUCAUUUAUUUUAUUAUUAUCCAUUAAUUUUCUCUUAUCCAAAACAAUUGAAGAUUAAUUGAGCAUUGAAUAUUUUGCAGCUUUUUGAAGAUUUGCUGAAGAUUAAUGUGUUGAGGCAGAAAUGGGUGGAUAUUGUCUUUUGCUUCUGCUAAUAAUUGGGUCAUAUACUUUGUAUAAUUCCAAAGGGAUUGGAAGGUUCUUUAAACAGACUGAAACAGCUGCACUCAUUGUGGAUGCUUCUGCUUCCGGCCGGACGAUUCCUGAUACAUUGUUUGGGAUAUUCUUUGAGGAGAUUAAUCAUGCUGGAUCAGGUGGACUUUGGGCGGAAUUAGUUAGCAACAGAGGUUUUGAAGCUGGAGGUCACCACACCCCGUCAAACAUCAAGCCGUGGUCACUAAUUGGAGAUGAAUCAACUAUAAUGGCUGCUACGGAACUUUCAUCAUGUUUUGAGCGUAAUAAAGUGGCUCUUCGUAUGGAUGUUUUGUGCGAUGAUAUUGGUCCUAAAGUUUGUCCAAAAGGUGGCGUAGGAGUCUAUAACCCCGGAUUUUGGGGGAUGAACAUUGAACAAGGAAAUACCUAUAAAGUAGUCUUUUAUGUUCGAUCGGCGGGAUCAAUAAACGUUGAUGUGUCAUUGGCUAGCUCUAAUGGAAGGGAAGUGCUGGCUACCGUCAAUGUGAUUGCUGAUGCACUUCAAGUUGCUAAUUGGACAAGGAUGGAGGUUAUGCUGGAAGCUAAAAGUUCAAAUUCGAAUUCACGACUUCAGUUAACAACCACCAAAAAGGGUGUACUUUGGAUCGAUCAAGUAUCAGGAAUGCCAACCAACACUUAUAAGGGGCAUGGAUUCCGUAAGGACCUCUUCGAAAAGCUUGUUGCUUUGGAACCGAGAUUUCUCCGAUUCCCAGGCGGCUGUUUUGUUGAAGGUGAAUGGCUAAGAAAUGCUUUCCGUUGGAAAGAAACUAUUGGUCCAUGGGAAGAAAGGCCCGGACAUCUUGGAGAUGUUUGGAUGUACUGGACUGAUGAUGGACUGGGUUACUUUGAAUUCCUCCAAUUGGCUGAAGAUCUUGGAACAGCUCCGGUUUGGGUAAUUAAUAACGGAAUUGGUCACCGAGAUCAAGUUGAAACAGCGGUUAUUUCUGCAUUUGUGCAAGAAAUGCUAGACAGCAUAGAAUUUGCUAGAGGUGAUCCUUCGUCUAAAUGGGGUUCUCUUCGUGCUGCAAUGGGCCAUCCAGCCCCUUUUGAUCUCAAAUACAUUGCUAUUGGUAAUGAAGAUUGCGGAAAACCUUACUAUCGAGGAAAUUACCUCGAGUUUUUCACUGCCUUAAGAAAAGCAUAUCCAGAUAUCCAAGUUAUAUCAAAUUGUGAUGGCUCAUCUACUCCAUUGGAUCAUCCAGCCGAUUUGUAUGAUUUUCAUAUAUACACAUCCGCAAAUGAUAUGUUCUCCAAGUAUCAUAAGUUUGACAAUACACGACGUAGGGGGCCAAAGGCUUUUGUAAGUGAGUAUGCUGUGACUGGAAAAGAUGCUGGCAAAGGAAGCCUUCUCGCUGCAUUGGCCGAAGCUGCGUUCCUUAUGGGAUUAGAGAAAAAUAGUGAUGUUGUUCAAAUGGCAAGCUAUGCUCCACUUUUCGUCAAUACUAACGAUAGACGAUGGAACCCAGAUGCAAUCGUCUAUGAUUCCUCACGUGUCUAUGGUACGCCAAGCUACUGGAUGCAACUAUUUUUUGCAAAAUCCAGUGGUGCAACUCUUCUUAAAACUGGGCUUCGUUCGUCUAGUUCUCUUGUUGCCUCUGCAAUUAGUUGGAAUAAUGCAACAGACAACAAGAAUUACAUAACUAUCAAGAUCGUGAAUUUUGCAAAUAGGUAUGUGAAGCUCAAGCUAUCCAUUGCUGUCAAUGAAAAUUCUGUCCGGCUAGCUGGGUCAAAGAAGACUGUUCUGACCUCUAAUAAUGUAAUGGAUGAGAAUUCAUUUCGAAGUCCUAAGAAGGUAGUUCCGUUUUCUACUGGAUUCACAAUAACCGGCAAAAACACCGAUAUCUUGCUCCAGCCAUACUCUUUCACAUCGUUUGACGUGGUUCGAGAACAACCGAGUCAUCUCUUAAUCAAUGAAGCAGAUUUUGGCCGAAAAUCCUCCUCCUGAGUAGAUUUAUACACUGUACACAUCUCGCAGGACUAUACACUGACAAAUACUGGACUUUUGUGCCCAAUUGAUCACUAUUUGUCUAAUACACACUACGGUAUGAUUCAGUUCUAGCCUUCUAGACCGAACAGUUUCGAGCAGAUUGUUUCUUUCUUACAUUUCAUUAAUUUAUGGUCCAUAUUGGUUGUAUAUAACUUCACAGCCCUUGAACAUUUCAAGGUUUGGCUAAUGAGCCUAACAUUUGUAGAUGCCAUUCUUAUCAAUUGAAUAAAAAGAAAAGAAAGAAGAAAAAACAAUCAAGUGAUUACUUUUCCCUUUCUUAUUUAGAUUUUCAUAAACAAUCUAUUACAUGAUUGACAUCACCGAUCUUUUGGCAGGAACUCACGAAUAAUGUUGAAUGGCGAUUUGUAGAGAAACGUAUUGCUGCACCUUAGGGGGGAAUGUAGAAAACUAGUAUAGGGUGGGGCAACAUUCACCUGUUCAUGUGUGUAGAACCAACUUGACUAAUAUUUCUGUGUUACCGUAUAUGUUACACAAUUUAAUAUUAAUAGUGUAUUCAAUCAACCGGCAUAAUGGCCUAGGCAGGCCUAGGCUUGGAUUCCCCCGACUAAAGAGGGAUUACAAGAGCGAAUAAG
Molecule: messenger RNA, 2918 nt
Organism: Amaranthus tricolor (Joseph's coat)
Lineage: Eukaryota; Viridiplantae; Streptophyta; Magnoliopsida; Caryophyllales; Amaranthaceae
Product: alpha-L-arabinofuranosidase 1-like
Exons: 17
Coding region: 271-2283 (670 amino acids)
Biological process (GO): L-arabinose metabolic process
Molecular function (GO): alpha-L-arabinofuranosidase activity
Source: RefSeq, a predicted model, not a curated record